AUGAAAGCCGUGGUUCUUGCCCUGACCCUCCUUCUGACUGUGGGUUGCCAUGCCCGUUCCCUGCAGUCUGACACUCCCUCACAGCUGAAGCAUUUCCAGGCAGCCUUUGUUGUCUACCUGAACCAGGUGAGGGAACAGGCUCUGAGGAGUCUCGUGCAGCUGGAAGGAAAUGACUACGUGCAGUACAAGCAGAAGUUGAAAGACAGCCUGGACCAGCUCCAGAAGUAUGCUGACCAGGCCAGCUCCACCAUGAAUCCCAUCGCCACGCAGGUCCUGGAGAGCACCAAGGGCCUGCAUGAGUAUGUCCUGUCUGAGCUGGAGGACCUGCGCUCCCAGCUGGAGCCUCACCACGCCCAUCUGAAGCAGGUGGUCGAGAAACACCUGGACGAGUACCGCGCCACGCUGGGGCCCAUCUUCAAGGACUACAUGUCCGACAACCAGAAGGAGCUGCACACCCUGAAGGCCCGCAUGCAGCCCGCGCUGGAAGAGCUCAUUGAGAAGAUGGAGGUCAACUUCGAGGAGACCAAGUCCAAAGUGCUGCCCCUGGUGGAGACCGUGCGUGCCAAGCUGACCAAGCAGCUGCAGGACCUCAGGAACCUGGCCUUGCCCAUAGCUGAGGAGUACAAGGAGUACGUGCUGAAGAACGUGGAGGAGGCACGCAGCCAGCUGGCACCCCACACCACAGAGCUGCUGGGCCAGCUGGAACCCUACCUGGAGACCCUGAAGAGCAAACUGACAGAGGCCUAUGAAUCCACAGCCAAGGCCCUGAAGGCCUAAAUGCCGACUAUGACUAGGACUGACACCCACACACACUCACACACACAUACAUGGAAAUAAGUCUC
Molecule: messenger RNA, 842 nt
Organism: Electrophorus electricus (electric eel)
Lineage: Eukaryota; Metazoa; Chordata; Actinopteri; Gymnotiformes; Gymnotidae
Gene: apoa1a
Product: apolipoprotein A-Ia
Biological process (GO): acylglycerol homeostasis; cholesterol metabolic process; cholesterol efflux
Cellular component (GO): high-density lipoprotein particle; chylomicron; extracellular region
Molecular function (GO): cholesterol transfer activity; phosphatidylcholine-sterol O-acyltransferase activator activity; phospholipid binding
Source: RefSeq, a predicted model, not a curated record